AUGCGGGAGGACGUGGCCAAUCAUUACGGUCCUUGCAUAGACAUGAACGUUAAUGGGGGAGAAAAAUAUAUCAGAGAGAAGGGUCAGAUCUUCCGACCGAGCUCGAUAGAGAGAAAGAUUUUCAAGACUCCGGCCCAUUCUCGUAGCUUGCGAGAUCCGAACCACCGCCACUCAGCGGUCUCUGACGCCCCGUUUAGGGAUACAGCCGCUGAUGUACGAGUUGGUCAAGCUAGUGGUAGCUUCACCAUUGAUCGAGGCUGCCGUGUCGGUGCACUGGGUGUCAAAAAACGAGGUGCAAAGAAAAGGUGCAAAGGUGCAUCGACCGGAUUUGCAGUUCCGAGGUGCAGUCCUGGCUUGAAUUUGACGAUUCCUCGGGAGGGACUGAACUGGCGCUGGGAUUUCACACGUAUGGUUCGUGGUGGACUACCAUGCACGGCUUUCGGAUGGGCAUCUGAUGUUGCAGCUCGUCUAUGGAUCCACCCACAAAAUCGGCCGACAGCGUCCUUCCUCAGAACACUGCUGUCGAACGCCUUAAACCGUGCCUUGCAGAGCCUUGACGAAAUUGUUUGCGUAUUGGCGUUGGAUGUCGGCCCGCAAGGCGUUAUCGACGGGAAGUCUCCAUAUCCCGUCUCUCAAUCUGCCGUAGCGAGGCCAUUACAGUACUCUCUGAGAGGUUGGACCCUGCAACUAGUUUCCGGCAUCCGAGUGCGUUUCCUUCAGUUUGUACCAGAGGCGUUCGUCUUGCUGUAUCUGCACUCGGAGGAUUCGGUACACACCGCAGUGACAUGCAGGCGAGGAGGAGCGGAGAGUGCUAGUGAGGGUUGGACCAUGAUGGCCGCACGGUGA
Molecule: messenger RNA, 846 nt
Organism: Desarmillaria tabescens
Lineage: Eukaryota; Fungi; Basidiomycota; Agaricomycetes; Agaricales; Physalacriaceae
Exons: 5
Coding region: 1-846 (281 amino acids)
Source: RefSeq, a predicted model, not a curated record